AUGUUGGACAACAAAGAAUCGCACCUGCAAAAGUUGCGCACUUUGUUCAGCAAGAUGGGCGCUGAAGAAGCCGGUGGCAUUACAUUUGGAAUGUUUGAAGAGAAAAUAAAUUCUCAAGCUGUCCGGGAAUAUUUUGAAACUUUGGGCCUCGAUGUUUGGGACCCUUGGUCCUUUUUCAAGCUGUUGGACUCUGACGGUGGCGGAUUUGUUGAAGUGGAAGAAUUUUUUUUGGGAUGCCUGCGCUUUAGCGGUGCUGCCAAAGCGAUGGAUGUUGGGAAACUUAUCCAAGACCAAACGUGGCUUAUUCGGAGCCAAGGCCGCUUCCAAAGGUACAUGGAAGAUGAACUUUGUCAAGUGAAAGAUGGCUUGACAACGAUGGCUGAUGUUUUGAGCGCUAUGUCUCGGGGUGUUUCCUGCACACAGUUGUAG
Molecule: messenger RNA, 429 nt
Organism: Cladocopium goreaui
Lineage: Eukaryota; Dinophyceae; Suessiales; Symbiodiniaceae
Source: the annotation of a GenBank genome assembly